Molecule: messenger RNA, 162 nt
Organism: Sphaeroforma arctica JP610
Lineage: Eukaryota; Ichthyosporea; Ichthyophonida
Exons: 2
Source: RefSeq, a predicted model, not a curated record
GUCAAAAUCGGGGACCUAUGUCUCGGUGAUCUAAAGAGUCACAUCCGUACGAAUGCCGCGUCGAACGAUGUCCCCAACCACAGGUGGGCACCAGAGCUGUAUGAUUCGGACUCCCCAGAUUUACAUCCCGCCAUUGAUUUAUACGCCUUCGGAAUGCUGUAA